Molecule: messenger RNA, 2346 nt
Organism: Entelurus aequoreus (snake pipefish)
Lineage: Eukaryota; Metazoa; Chordata; Actinopteri; Syngnathiformes; Syngnathidae
Gene: dhodh
Product: dihydroorotate dehydrogenase
Exons: 10
Coding region: 620-1930 (436 amino acids)
Biological process (GO): pyrimidine ribonucleotide biosynthetic process; 'de novo' pyrimidine nucleobase biosynthetic process
Cellular component (GO): cytoplasm; mitochondrial inner membrane
Molecular function (GO): dihydroorotate dehydrogenase activity
Source: RefSeq, a predicted model, not a curated record
CUUUUGACAUCUUAUUUAGAAUUGUAGUUGAAACUUUUACAACCCUGUGUUGCGCUCAAGAUGGCGUAACCAAACUAGAUUUAAUUUAAUGAUGUUAUUUUGAAUAUUUAUUACCUUUUUUACAUUUAGUAUAUUUAAAUAUUCAUUUAUAAACAUUGAAUACAUUUCAAAUAUCAAUAAAAUGCAAUUGCCUUCAUCUUAUAGGGUAAUGUUUAGUUACACCAAGUCAUGAGCGUAACACAAAGCUUCAUCACUUUGACUUGUAAUAUCUAAUUCUGGUGGUGUUUUAUGCUUUUUUCUUUUUGGAACAUGUACUAUACAUGUAAUACAAUAAAGUCCCAUAUAAAAUUAUGUUUCUAGCAAUACUUUAAUUUUGCCUUUGAAAGUAACACUCCAAUGUCCAUUAGUGGAGCUGUACACCUUUGAAAGUAACACUCCAAUGUCCAUUAGUGGAGCUGUACACUGAGGGGAGAGGGGAGAAUAGUUUGUGUCCAGGGUGAGAAGAGUCAGCUGUGAUCCGACCCACACGCCUCCUGGUCCUGGAGGAGAACAGGUCCUGGAGGGAUGGGAGUUUGCAACCAAUAACCUUCUCAGCAGCACGUACCAUCCGCUACAGUCGAUGCUGUGUCGCCGGGGAACCACACGGUUAUGGAGGAGGGAGCUGAUGGUCGGCUCCCCCUUGAGUUCCUGGGUGAUGGUGGUGCCCAAGAAACGGAUGGAGUCCACAAUGGAGACGGGGGUGGAAGAGUCAAUCAGGAAGCAGCUUAAAGAUGCGGUGAAGGUCAUCGGCUCAGGCAGCCUCCUCUUUGCCUCGUACCUCACGGCGGUGGGAGAUGAAGGUUUCUAUGCCAACCAGCUGAUGCCGCUGCUACAGAGGGCUGUGGGGCCAGAGACCGCCCACGUCUUAGGGGUGAAAAUGAUCGGCCUGGGUCUGGUGCCUCUCAACCGCUACCAGGACCCAGAGUCACUCGAGGUAAACGUCCUGGGCCUGAAGUUCAAAAACCCCGUUGGGAUCGCGGCGGGCUUCGAUAAGCAUGGCGAGGCCGUGGAUGGAUUGUACAAGAUGGGCUUUGGCUUCGUCGAAGUCGGAACCAUCACGCCAAAACCACAAGAGGGGAAUCCCAAACCGCGCGUGUUUCGACUGGCAGAAGACCAAGCCAUCAUCAACAGAUAUGGCUUCAACAGCUGUGGUCUGCUCGAAGCACAGCAGAGGCUAAAAGUGCGUGAGGCCGCUCAACAGGAGCAAACAAAAGCUGGCCUUCCCCUGGGCAUCAACCUGGGAAAGAACAAGCUGUCCCAGGAUGCAAAGGCAGAUUAUUCGGAAGGGGUGAGAGUGCUGGGCCCGCUGGCUGACUACCUGGUGGUAAAUGUCAGCAGUCCCAAUACGCCAGGUCUUCGCAACUUACAAGGCAAAGCAGAGCUCAGCCAGCUCCUGCGUACGGUGUUGAAGGAGCGGGAUGGUCUGCAGGGAGAACACAAGCCUCCUGUCCUGGUCAAGAUUGCUCCUGACCUCACCACCCAGGACAAAAAGGACAUUGCUGAUGUUGUGACUAAGCUUGGAGUGGAUGGCUUAAUGGUGUCCAACACUACUGUGUCCCGGCCUGAGACGCUACACAAUGCUCAUAGGGGUGAGGCUGGUGGACUUAGUGGGCAGCCUCUGAAGGACAUCUCCACAAAUGCAGUCCGAGAAAUGUACAGCCUCACCAAAGGUAAAAUAGCAAUUAUUGGAAUUGGCGGCGUGGCCAGUGGACGGGACGCAAUGGAAAAAAUCCGUGCUGGCGCAUCACUGGUUCAGAUUUAUACGGCUUUAGCGUACCAAGGCCCACCUGUGGUCAUCAAGAUAAAGCGGGAAUUGGAACAGCUUCUGAAAGAACAAGGAUUUAGUAAUGUUUCUGAAGCCAUCGGAGCAGACCACAGAGGAGCACACUAGCGAAGCCUUCUGACAUGGAUUGUUAAAAAAAAAAAAAGUCCUACCUCUGUCCUCAACCUACCGUAAGUGCAAACAAUGCUAAAGGUGCUUAGGUCACUUUUGUUACAGUGUAACAGCAAUCAGCAGAGUGCUUUAACUCUACACACACUUACUAGUUGUUUUUACACAUUGGUAUGCAAUACUGUUGUAAGUAAAUAACAGGACAUUCUGCCUGAUAUCAUGUUCAUAUGAAAAUGAACCUUUAUAGGCACAGUAGGAACAUGCAAAUAGACACACUAAUACCACAGCGCCCAAUAACAUUUCUAUGCUGCUUGUGUUUAUGGUUAUGCUGUAUAAUUUAGAGUACAUUACAAGACUGCUGAUGUUUUCAUUUAGUCACACCAUUUGUACAUAUUCAAUAAUAAAGAUAGGACUAU